Puma concolor (puma) is the source of this 987-nucleotide messenger RNA. NCBI's taxonomy places the organism in Eukaryota, Metazoa, Chordata, Mammalia, Carnivora, Felidae. The record is from RefSeq and is a predicted model, not a curated record.
AUGUUCCGGGCCUUGGAAGUGAAGGCUGCUGGGCAGAGACUUGCCUUGACCUCCAAGGCCGGGAGUGUGGGCCGGCGGCCCCUGCCUUGGAGCCCUGCUGAGGCCCUGGGCUCACUAGAAAAGUCAUCUGGGAGGAACCUGCUGCUGCACUCAGCUGCCCCUUGUCCUGAGUAUGUGUGGGUGGUGGGGACACUGACCAGGCCGUUCACGGGUCUGGUCACGGGGGCUGCCCUAGGUAUGAUCGGGAAGUUUUGGCUGGUGAUUAAGGAAGAUGGGCACAUGGUCACCGCCCGGCAGGAGCCUCGCCUGGUGCUGGUGUCCAUCACCUAUGAGGGCGACCGCCUGAUCCUCAGGGCUCCGGGCAUGGACCAGCUGGUUUUGCCGGGCAAGCUGCCUUCUUCAAACAAGCUGCAUGAUUGCAGGCUGUUUGGGAUGGACAUCAAGGGCAGGGACUGUGGCGACCAGGCAGCUAAGUGGUUCACCAGCUUCUUGAAAACAGAAGCUUUCAGGUUGGUUCAGUUUGAGGAUCACAUGAAGGGAAGGUCAUCGAAGAAAAUUUUCUCUACCCUUGUACCGAAUUACCAGGUGGCCUACCCAGACUGCAGCCCGAUCAUGCUCCUCUCGGAAGCCUCCCUGGUGGAUCUGAAUACCAGGCUGGAGAAGAAACUGAAAAUGGACCAGUUCAGACCCAGCAUUGUGGUGACAGGCUGCGAUGCCUUUGAGGAGGAUACCUGGGAUGAGCUCCUCAUUGGCAGCGUAGAGAUGAAAAAGGUUUUGGCUUGCCCCAGGUGCAUUUUGACCACUGUAGACCCAGAUACCGGAGUGAUAGACAGGAAGGAGCCACUGGAAACCCUGAAGAGCUACCGCCUGUGUGAUCCUUCUGAGAAGCAGAUCUACAAGUCGUCCCCACUUUUUGGGGUCUACUACUCAGUGGAGAAAGUCGGCAGCUUGAACGUUGGUGACCCCGUGUAUCGGAUGGUACCGUGA